GCGUGACAAAGAUUUGUUUUUUACGUCUCUUUAUCAGAAUUUCCUUUUCUUCUGUCAGUGAUUUAAUCUGAGCUCGUAGUUUUUGGUCAGAUAUGUUGGUCGGACAGAAAAGCAAAGCUCACUGUCGGGAAAUUUCCGGUCCUACACCUCACUCAGUGGCAGUGCUAGCUAGACAGCCAUCAUGCAGACCCCCAGAUUACCAUAUCAUUGAACGAAAGAAACGGGAGGCUACUCGCAACAAUGUGCUGGAGUUUACCAAGGACCAACGUGCCUGUGAAGUGCGAACACUCUGGGAAAGGAGCACUCAGAAGAAGAUGGUGUCGGCUACUAUUGACCGGUGCGUCUAUGAGGCAAUGGAACAGCAUACGAAGAGCAUCGAUGAACGGAGAGAAAGGCUGCGUAAAAUGCUGGAGUCUGAGGAGAGAGAAUUGUUGCAAGAGAUGGAAGCAAAAGAAGACACUAUGCUUGAAAGGCAAGCAAGGAUGCGUGAGAGAGCAAAGUACCUGCAGGAGAAAAGAGAGAGAGAGAGGCAGAAGGUGGCUGCUGAGAAGCUCGAUCAACUCUUCAGAGAGCAGAGUGAGGAGCUGCGGGCUUCAAACAUACGCCAGCACCAGGAAGAGGUCUGCACAGAGCGUGCAGCCCAGAUCCAACUGCGUCAAGAAGAGCAUCGACUGCAGCAGGAGGAAGAAAUGCUUUUUGCCCAGCUGUGGGAAGGAGAUCGUCUGGCCAAAGAACAGCGAGAGAACCUGCGGGCUCAGCGUCGGAGAGAGAAUAACUUGGAGCAGCUGGCUUUCCUGCGCACUCAGAUGGAGGCUGCAGAGCAACAGAGGCUGCAGGCCAAACAGCUCAAAGAAGAAGAGGCCCAGUUACUGCGAGAUCAGAGAGAGAUGAUGCAUCUGGAAGAGGAGUGGAAGCACAGACAGAAGCUCCAGAAUCAGGAGAGCUGGCGCAAGCAGCUAGACAGCUCGCUGCGUCUUAAAAUGAAGCGUCUAGCGCGGGAACAACAGGAGGACCUGGCGUUGGACAUGAGCAUCCUGGAACAGUUGCUUACACUAGGGAAGGAUGAGAAAAAAGAAGAGGCUCUGAGGAAGUUGGAACUGCGUGAGGAGCAGCAGAGGUAUCGGCAGUACCUGGCGGAGCAGCUGGAGGAGCAGAGACAGCACGAGGCAGAGUUGGAGAAGCUGUUCGACGCUGAGCUGCAGCAGAAAUUGAACCACAGAGCAGAACAGAACCGUCUGGCAAAAGAAGCUAGAGACCGGCUCAUGAAAGAUGUGCUGGACAUUCGGCGCUUACAAAUUCAGGAAAAUUUGGAGAGGAAUGCUAAGAAACAGGCAGAACUGGCUAAGGAGAGAGAUGAGCUGAAUAGAAUCAUCCAGAUGAACAAGCUGCUGGAUGAACAGGAAAAAAAACGUCUCAGGGAGGUGUGUCAGGAAUAUCAAGCUAGUCUUUUGGCUCAGAUUUUGCACAAUCAGCAGCUAAAUGAUAUCAAGCAAGCCGAGAACGACCGGGAGGUCCAAAGGAGUCGAAUGGACGAGGAGAAAUACAAUCAGAAGGUGCAGGAAAUCAUGUCCAGGCCGACGUCCCAUACUACAGGAGUUCACCCCUUUAGAAGAAGGAAGGACCAACCAACAACUAACUAAACCUGCUCAAAUCAUUAGCUGUGAUUCGCUCUCACAAUGAAACAUUCUCAGUGAGCUUUGCGCUUUUAAUAGGUUUUAUGGCCUCGUAUGGAGUAUCUUUGAAUUGUGAUUAAGAUUUGCAAAACAAAAUAAAAAGAAAA
Neoarius graeffei (lesser salmon catfish) is the source of this 1780-nucleotide messenger RNA. It is a transcript of the gene cfap53, whose product is annotated as cilia and flagella associated protein 53. The transcript is spliced from 8 exons. Bases 93 to 1640 code for a protein of 515 amino acids. NCBI's taxonomy places the organism in Eukaryota, Metazoa, Chordata, Actinopteri, Siluriformes, Ariidae. The record is from RefSeq and is a predicted model, not a curated record.